GCUUACUUUUUUCUAUAUACCGAAGGUGAAAGUGAUGGACACUUUAGGAAAAAAUGCAUAAAAUACUGAAUGACGUAGUAAAACAACUAAAAUUUCGAUUUAUCUAAUACAGUGAAUAUUAAAGAAAUGCAAACGCCGGAAACAGGAAAACAAAAAACAUUCUAAAUAUAUUUUUUUUGUACACAUUGUACGCACUUUUAUUUACUUUCGUAUUAGGUUUCCCCUUCACUUGGCUGAUUGUGUCGUAGUUGCUGUUCCGUUUAUUACAGUUUUGUGAAUUGAUAACUGCUUUUGGGGCUGCUUUUCACACGUUGCUGUGUGUGCGGCGCGAACGUUUGUUGUUGUCCGGUUGCAAGAUGACUGACGUCUACGACGGCAACGGUGACUACGCAGCAUACAAUGAUGAUGAUGACUAUGGUAAGCAACGGAAAGGCGGUUGCGUUACAGGAGUGGACCCUCAUAAUGGUGAUAGCUCAAAUCAUGAUCUGCAUCAUCAUGUAGGCGGUGUUGUUGUUGGAGGUGGCGGUGUCGGCGUUGGAGGCGGUAUGGGAAUGGUUGGUGGCGGAGGCGGCGAUGUUGGUCAGUUAAACGAUAAAGCAAACGAAUACAUUCGUGAUUGUAUGGCGGAGAAAAAUCGAAUGGAUAGAAAGUUUCCAAUUGCCGAAAAGUUACUGGACUUUGAAAUUGAGAAGGUGCAAACUAUUGGCCGUAUACCGCCGCGGGAACAAAAAUAUGCGGAUAUUUAUAGAGAAAAACCAUUGCGUGUCUCUCAAAAAGUGUUAGUACCGAUUAGGGAGCAUCCAAAGUUUAAUUUCGUUGGGAAAUUGUUGGGACCAAAAGGAAAUUCACUGCGCCGUUUGCAAGAAGAGACACUUUGUAAAAUGACGGUGCUAGGCCGCAAUUCAAUGCGCGAUCGCGCGAAGGAAGAAGAACUGCGAUCGUCGACAGACCCGAAAUAUGCACAUUUGAACAGUGAUUUGCAUGUUGAAAUCUCUACAAUUGCUCCACCAGCAGAAGCUUAUGCACGUAUCGCCUACGCAAUGGCUGAGUUACGCAAGUACUUAAUACCUGAUAGUAAUGAUGUUAUACGGCAAGAGCAGCUACGGGAGUUAAUGGACAAUACUGGCAUUUCUGAUGAUGUGACCAAGUCGGCUUAUAAGAAAAUUUCACAUCAGCAAUCUAGUAGUAAUCUAAGCGGUGCUGGAGGACCAGGAGGAGGUGGUACUGGUGUAGUUGGUGGUGGAGGCGUGUUGGGUGGCGGUUCGAUAGCAGCUGCAGCAGGAGGCAGUAAUAUGGGCAUGGGUAAAAGUGCACAACACCAUGGGUAUAGGACUCCCCAAUCUUCGCAAAAUUUGCCAUUCAGUAAGAAUUCCGUUGCACCAAAACAAAAGGUACUCUCCAUUUUAGAGAAGGCACGAACUGCCAUGGAGGAAACUUAUGGACGUGGCUAUGAGGAUCCAAUCACAUAUGAACAGACCUCUUACGAUGCUUACCCAUAUGGACAUGGACAAACUACACAUGCACAUGCUGGACAUUUGCCAAGCAACGCCGGUAUAGGCACAUCAAAUAUGGCACCGCGUGGACCGUAUGAUGUUACCGAAUAUGAAACCGACUACAAUAGGCGAGACUAUUAUCCCAAUUCGUCGAAUUUCGGAGGUGGCGCCUCCGGAAUGCAUACAAAUCACAACACUGGCAUAAAUCCAAAUCAUAAUCGAAGCCACGUUAACAGGUGAAAUACGUUCGCCAGGUCACACACAAAUGCAAGUAUUGUUGCGUCGCACAUUACCACAGCCACAUCAAUUACCACCAACACCUCCCCAACCGCCAAAGUUAA
Molecule: messenger RNA, 1834 nt
Organism: Anastrepha ludens (Mexican fruit fly)
Lineage: Eukaryota; Metazoa; Arthropoda; Insecta; Diptera; Tephritidae
Gene: qkr54B
Product: KH domain-containing, RNA-binding, signal transduction-associated protein 3
Exons: 7
Coding region: 357-1733 (458 amino acids)
Biological process (GO): regulation of alternative mRNA splicing, via spliceosome
Cellular component (GO): nucleus
Molecular function (GO): mRNA binding
Source: RefSeq, a predicted model, not a curated record